CUUCCUGUUCAGAGAAAGUGAAACUGUCUGACGGAAAAUGUCUCAACGAGGAGUUCAACUCGACUUAGGAAGAUUCAAGUGUUCCAUCUGUCUGGAUCUACUAAAGGAUCCGGUGACUAUUCCUUGUGGACACAGCUACUGCAUGAAGUGUAUUCAAGGAUUCUGGGAUGAAGAGGAGAAAAUCCCCAGCUGUCCUCAGUGCAGGAAGACCUUCAUACCGAGGCCUGUUCUGGAGAAAAACAUUGUGUUGGCAGAUUUAUUGGAAAUGCAGAAGAUUAAUCUCUGCUAUGCUGCACCUGAAGAUGUGGUCUGUGAUGUCUGCACUGGAAGAAAACUGAAAGCCAUCAAGUCCUGUUUGAUCUGUCAGGCCUCUUACUGUGAGAAACACCUUCAGCCUCAUUUGGAUGCAGCUGCAUUCAAGAAACACAAGCUGGUGGAACCCUCCAAGAACCUGCAGGAGAACAUCUGCUCCCGUCAUGAUGAGGUGAUGAAGAUGUUCUGUCGCACUGAUCAGAAGUGUAUCUGUUAUCUCUGCUCUGUGGAUGAACAUAGAGGCCACGACACAGUCUCAGCUGCAGCAGAAAGGACUGAGAGGCAGAGAGAGCUGGAGGAGAGUCAACAACAAAUCCAGCAGAGAAUCCAGGACAGAGAGAAGGAGGUGAAGCUGCUUCAACAGGAGGUGGAGGCCAUCAAUCACUCUGCUGAUCAAACAGUGAAGGACAGUGAGAAGAUCUUCACUGAGGUGAUCUGUCUCAUCCAGAAAAGAAGCUGUGAUGUGAAGCAGCAGAUCAGAUCCCAGCAGCAAACUGAAGUGAGUCGAGUCAAAGAUCUUCAGGAGGAGCUGGAGCAGGAGAUCACUGAGCUGAAGAGGAGAGACGCUGAGCUGAAGCAGCUCUCACUCACAGAGGAUCACAGCCAGUUUCUGCUCAACUACCCCUCACUGCCACCACUCAGUGAGUCCACACACUCAUCCAGCAUCAAUGUCCGUCCUCUGAGAUACUUUGAGGAUGUGACAGCAGCUGUGUCAGAGCUCAGAGACAAACUGCAGGACAUUCUGAGAGAGGAAUGGACAAACAUCUCACUGACAGUCACUCAUGUGGAUGUUUUACUGCCAGAACCGGAACCAAAGAGCAGAGCUGACUUCCUCAAAUAUUCACUUCAAAUCACACUGGAUCCAAACACAGCACACAGACGACUGUUACUGUCAGAGGAGAACAGAAAGAUGACAAUGAUGAAGAAAACUCAGUCUGAUUCUGAUCAUCCAGAUAGAUUUACUGAUUAUGGAGAAGCUCUGAGUAAAGAGAGUCUGACUGGACGUUGUUACUGGGAGGUGGAGUGGAAAGGUUAUCUUGUUUAUAUAGCAGUCGCAUACAAGAACAUCAGCAGAUCUGGAGAUGAAAGUGGAUUUGGUUUUAAUGACAAAUCCUGGGCAUUGUAUUGUUCCCAAGACAAUUUAUUUUUUUUCCACAACAGUAUCCAAACCUCCAUCUCAGCUCCUGGUUCCUCCAGAGUAGGAGUGUACCUGGAUCACAGAGCAGGUGUUCUGUCCUUCUACAGCGUCUCUGAAAGCAUGACUCUCCUCCACAGAGUCCAGACCACAUUCACUCAGCCGCUCCAUGCUGGAUUCUUAUUUGAUCAUGUUGGAGAAACUGCAGAGUUUUGUAAACUCAAAUAGUUCCUAAAGUUCAUGAAAGAAGUGAAAUGUUUGUUUGUUUGUUUUUUGUGAUUUUUCUGCUUUAAUCAUUUUGAACUACACUUUUUAAGAGUUAAUAUUCUGUGGAGAAG
Messenger RNA from Oryzias latipes (Japanese medaka), 1785 nucleotides. Its product is annotated as tripartite motif-containing protein 16-like. Lineage: Eukaryota; Metazoa; Chordata; Actinopteri; Beloniformes; Adrianichthyidae. The record is from RefSeq and is a predicted model, not a curated record. Gene Ontology annotation, molecular function: zinc ion binding; protein binding.